GGUGAUUAGGGGAGGGGGGAGGGGAGAGAGAGAGAGAGAGAGAGAGAGAGAGAGAGAGAAUCAGAGCAACUGUUUGGCUUUCUCUUCGCUCCCCUCUCCUUCUCGGACAAGCGUCUUUCUCUCCCUCGUCGAAACCCAAAAAUAUUCUCCUUUUCCUUUUCAAGUUAAAAAGAUUGGAUCAGGUGCAAGCAUAGUACUCAGUUCAUUUAAGAGGACUGGUAGAGGAGUCCGAUUGAGCAAAUUACUGGCGGGACUGUGUUCAAUGAGUGGAUUUGGCUAUCGUGGAGCAUUCAAUGGUUAACCGGGUCACUGAUGUGGCCUUUAUAUUUCCUGUUAAACAAGAUUCUUAAAACAGAAGAAGUGGAACCUCAUGGAUCAGAUUUGGAUCAUGCAGGCAUUUUAGAACGCUGCCCAUCUGACCAGCCGUCAACCAGUGGAAAAUCUCGGGGUGCAGGAUUGCCUUGCCCGUACAUGGUUGAAGUUCCACAUAUUAACCAGCUAUGCUCUUGGGAUUGUGGCCUUGCUUGUGUUUUGAUGGUUCUAAGAACAAUGGGAAUUGAUGAUUGCAAUAUCCAGGACUUGGCAGAUCUAUGUGGGACAACCAGCAUUUGGACUGUUGAUCUGGCAUAUUUACUGCAGAAGUUUUCUGUUAGAUUUUCCUAUUUCACCAUAACAUUUGGAGCAAACCCAAAUUACUCUGUUGAGACAUUUUACAAGGAGCAAUUGCCAACUGAUCUGGUCCGAGUUGAUAUGCUAUUCCAAAAAGCACUAGAAGCUGGAAUAAAUAUCCAGUGCAGGUCAAUUAACGCAAAAGAAAUUUCUCAAUUGAUUUUGUCAGGGAAUUAUAUUGCUAUUGUGCUAGUUGACCAGUACAAAUUGAGUCAUUCUUGGGUGGAAGAUCUUAUUCUCUCAAGCUUUCAGGGCAGCAACUCAGGCUACACUGGUCACUAUGUGGUGAUAUGUGGCUAUGAUGCCGGGGCAGAUGAGUUUGAGAUUAGAGAUCCUGCCAGUUCUAGGAAACAUGAGAGAGUCUCAUCAAAAUGCCUCGAAGAGGCACGCAAAUCAUUUGGGACUGACGAGGACCUACUACUGAUAUCAUUAGGGAAGAUUGAGAAACAGAACAAGUCAACGUGUCUAUAGCAAUCUAUGAGAGCUUUUUUCUUGCUCAUACUUUGCACAUAGUACAAAGUUGUGUAUACUGCGUGAACCUAAAUGGUAGUGGUAGUUAGUAUUUCCUUCCAACACCGGCUAAUGCGUCAGACUCUUGACGGGGAUAAUUACUCAUUUGUGUAUAAUAGGUUUUCAUCUAUCUAAUCCCUUUUUUCUGAAAUUGUAAAUUUUCUCCAAAUAUGUGUUUAUUGUUGUACCAUCAUGAGUGGAUUACCCUCUUUUUUCCAUGCUCUCUGUGUAUUUCUUUCCUUGAUACGAGUGUGAAAGUUUCAGUGGGGAUAAAGUACUUCAUCUC
Carica papaya (papaya) is the source of this 1465-nucleotide messenger RNA. It is a transcript of the gene GC1, whose product is annotated as guanylyl cyclase 1. NCBI's taxonomy places the organism in Eukaryota, Viridiplantae, Streptophyta, Magnoliopsida, Brassicales, Caricaceae. The record is from RefSeq and is a predicted model, not a curated record.